Messenger RNA from Tinamus guttatus (white-throated tinamou), 1296 nucleotides. NCBI's taxonomy places the organism in Eukaryota, Metazoa, Chordata, Aves, Tinamiformes, Tinamidae. The record is from RefSeq and is a predicted model, not a curated record.
AUGGGUGACACGGCCAAGAGGCACCAAGGAGCAGCCAGGGAUGCACUGACAGUCUACAGCAGCGAGCUGGAAGCAGUGCCCGAAUUCGAGGGGCUGCAGGAUUUCUGCCAGACGUUCCCGCUGUACCGCACCACGGGGACACCCGAGGGCGGCGAGGACCCGGUGGGCGAGUUCAAGGGGCUCUUCCGUAUCUACCCCCUGCCGGAGGACCCCAGCGUGCCGCCGCCACCGCGUCACUUCCAGGAGCUGCCACCAAGCCAGCCCCAGGAGUGCCUGGUGCGGCUCUACAUCAUCCGGGCUUUCAACCUGCCCCCCCGGGACAGGAACGGGCUGUGUGACCCCUACAUCCGGGUCUCGCUGGGAACCAAGAAGGCGGGUGACCGUGACCAGUAUGUGCCCAACACACUGGAGCCCAUUUUCGGCAGGCUCUUCGAGGUGACGGCCACCAUCCCGAUGGAAAAGGACCUGCACAUCUCACUCUUCGACUACGACCUGCUGCCGCCCGACCAGGAGAUCGGCAGCACCAGCAUUGACCUGGAGAACCGGCUGCUGUCCCGAUUCCGAGCCCACUGUGGGCUGCCCCGGCUCUACCGUGUCCACUUGGGUGGGUCGGGUGCCGCGUGGGCGCUGGGCACCGGGCGCUGGUGCACGGUGCCACGGGCUGGUGCCCCUGCAGAGAGCGGGGCCCCCACGUACCGGCACGCCGGGGCGCCCCGGGAGCGCCUGGCCCUGCACCUGCUGCACGCGUGUCGCCUCGUGCCCGAGCACCUGGAGACCCGCACGCUCUACAGCAGCACCCAGCCCGGGCUGGAGCAGGGCAAGCUGCAGCUGUGGGUGGACAUCUUCCCUGCCAGCCUCGGCCCCCCAGGACCUCCCAUCGACGUCACCCCGCGGCAGGCCACGAGGUGGCUGGCUGGGCUGGAGGAGCAGGAGCAGAGGACGGACGUGCACUACCGCUCGCUGCAAGGGGACGGCAGCUUCAACUGGCGCUUCGUGUUCCCCUUCGACUACCUGCCUGCCGAGCAGCUCUGCGUCCUGCCCAAGAAGGAUCACUUCUGGAGCCUGGACGAGACGGUGCACAAGGUGCCCCCCAAACUCAUCCUCCAAGUGUGGGACAACGACACGUUCUCAGCCGACGACUUCCUGGGCGUCCUGGAGCUGGAGCUGCUGAGCCUGCCGGAGCGGCGCGGGAGGCCCGGAGCCCGACAAGAAACAGCAGCCGCCCCCGCUGGACACGAGGGUCCCCGCUGGGUCCAUCGCACUGUGUCAGUCUGGGACGGCGGGAGCCGGGAUUAA